Haliotis rubra (blacklip abalone) is the source of this 2986-nucleotide messenger RNA. RefSeq names its product E3 ubiquitin-protein ligase Midline-1-like. The record is from RefSeq and is a predicted model, not a curated record. The transcript has 2 exons. The coding region runs from base 1 to 1956 and encodes 651 amino acids. Gene Ontology annotation, molecular function: zinc ion binding; protein binding. NCBI's taxonomy places the organism in Eukaryota, Metazoa, Mollusca, Gastropoda, Lepetellida, Haliotidae.
AUGGCGGCGGCUGCAGUGAAACUGACUGAUGAGUUCUUGCGAUGCACCAUUUGCACCGAGGUCCUACAGGAGCCAUGCACACUUGUCUGUUAUCACACAUUCUGUCGGAAAUGUGUCGUCAACUACACCAAAACCAAACCCGAAGCCAUCAGUGCCAAGUCUCUUCUGUGUCCAUUCUGCAGCAAGAUGACGAAAGUUUCUGAUCCUGACAGACCAGUGGAGGAAUGGGCGGAUGACGUCAAGCCAAGCUUUGUGAUCCAGGGACUGUUGGACUCCUUUGGUCCGGGAUCUAAAGACAUGACGAACUGCCAGUAUUGUAAAGAAAUAGGGGAGGCAACUGCAGCUGUUUCCUGGUGCUCCGUUUGUGAUGACGCAAUCUGUGAAAAUUGUGCAGCAAUGCACAAACGAAUUCCAGCAACACGGAACCAUGAAGUUAUCGUCUUUACAGGAGAUACAAAAACCAUGCAAAAGCGAAAGGUAAUGUGUGAAGAGCACAAAAAUGAAUGUAUUGAGUUUGUUUGUAAAGACUGCAAAAAGCUGAUUUGUCAGAAGUGCUGCAUAGUCUACCACAGGAAAUGUUCAUCUGUUGUCACAAUUGAGUCAGAGCUUACCGAGAUCAAGACAAAACUGAUGACAAAAAGGAAAUCGUUGCUUACAGACGAACAAACGAGGAAGGACCGAGUCAGCGAACAGAAACUAAGACUUACUGAGGUUAGUGAAUCAUCGUCAGAACUGGAGUCACUGAUUCGGUCGUCCUGUGACAUGGCCAGAGAAAAGAUUAAACAGAAGGAGAACACACUCAUAAACAAACUGAAAGAAGCUACAGAAAUUCAUCUUGGACAGCUAAAAGCUGACAUCAAGGCGGGAGAAAUGUCAAUGCAGAUGUGCCAACAGGAGGCCGAGCUUAUAGACAAGGGUCUGGAGACUGAAUGUCAGGUGGACAUCUACCGAAUGUGUCAAUGGUUUGAGGAGGAACGUCUAGAGGAGGCAGUUCUCAAUGAGACUGUGGACAAAAUCAUUUUUGAACAGGAUAUGGACAAGCUUGUCAACAUCCUAGAAAACCUACCACUGGGAGACAUUGAAGUUGUGUAUAAGGGUAAUGAGAUGCUUGGUGAUGGUGUGUUUGAUGUGAAGGGAACGCCUGUCUUACAUGAUACAAUAAACAUUAGUUCACCAUCUGAUAAGGCCUCCCCCGCACCCUUGGAUGUAAUGGUGAUGGUAGUCAACAAUAUACAUACACUGGUGGUCUUAGAUGACGGGGAUAAAAAUCUGAAGUCCUUCUACACUCGGAAUAAUAAAGCAUGUCAAAGUAACAUUGAUGUUGGAAGUCGGCCAUUCAAUAUAGCGAAAUUUUCACACAAUCAGGUGAUUGUAUCUGUUGUCAAUGAACGAAAACUUGUAACAGUUGGCGUCACUCCAGACCUUGCGCAUCUCUCAACGAUCAACACAAGCAAAGAUUAUUAUGGUUUGACUGCUCUGACAUCGUCAACACUAGCUGCCGGGUCUCUGUUACCUCCGUGUGUGGAUAUAAUUGAUACGACGGGGAACGUUCUGAGGUCGUUAGUGCCGAUGGUAAAUGGGGUACCACUGGUCAACAUACCCUGUUUCCUCUCUACGAUGAAGACGGGAAACAUCCUUGUGUCUGAUGAAGGAACCAGGCGUAUCCUGUGUUUGACACCAGAAGGAGAUGUCCUGUUCAACCUCACCCAUACAGGAAAUGAAAGGAUUCAAUACCCUCUUGGUAUCACAAACACGAGCUCUGGUGACAUCUUGGUUGCAGAGUACUCAAGUCGCAGAAUAAUACAUUUAACUGAAUCGGGCGAUUUUGUGAGAAACAUACUGACAUCAAAGGAGGGUAUAAACUAUCCACGUGGAAUUUGUGUAGAUACACGUGGUCGCCUCUACAUAUGUCAUCGGACUGAAGGCACGAUCAAGGUGUUCUCCAGUAAAUCGUGACAAUUACCAUAUCAAGAAUCAGAAAUAUAAUGUGUGUUUCUGUGAUCACCAGGUUUAUUCGGAAACAAAGUAGAGAUAGAAAUCAAACUUGAAGUAGAUUAAUUCUUUUAUAACACUCGAGUUAAACUCCAGAUGUAGAUUUUAAACAUUACUUGUAAUUAUGUCUUUCGUUAUGUGGACAUCUCGAUUGUCAAAUGGACUUCGGUGUCACUGCGAGAACCUUGGCAGAGUUUUACAGAAGACGGAAUGAUGACGGAAUGUUUAGUCUGUGCUAUACAUUGAACAAACUAAUCAUCACGGGCUGCGAAAGAAUACUACAUAAAAACAAAAUACAGAGCAGAAAAAAACAAGCUCAGUGAAUAUAAUGUACUUUGAACUUUAACCUAACUGUCAAUCAUGGUACUUAACGUGUUCAUGCCCCGAAAGGGUUUAUAAAAGACACUUUGUUGUGUGUUCCGUUAGGAUCAGCAGUGCAUGUAUCGUCGUGAACCCAUUUAAGAGACAAGAACGGAGGUAAAACUGCCCAGUUGGCAGAUUGGAUGGGAAAAUCAAUGGAAGAGAAAGUUUACAAAGCAAAUAUUAAUCAAACUCGCUCUACAAAGAAUAAAAUAAUUUAGCAAAUGUCACUUUCUAAAUCUCAGAAAAGAAAACACAAACUGAAUCAAAUAUUUGUCAAGAAAUAAAGCAGUCGAACAACUUUUUUCAAAGCAAUGUUCUUGGCACAUCGGUUAUGUCCGUUUUAUAGAGCGGAAUAUGAAAUUGUUGGUCAUUUCUCGACAUCAGACAAUUUUGUUAUUUUAAUAUUACAUCAUACAUGGAGAAAGGCAGUAUGAACGUUAUGUUGUAUACGACAUAUAAUUAUAUGUAUGUGUUCCUGGUAAGACGGUAGAUGUCUUGGAGACGGUUAUAGCGUACUAUAGCUACGUUCAUCCAACAAUAUCUGAUGUAGAUGCUGGUAGCAUUUCCUGUGGAUUACUGUAUGACGUCUUGUAGGAACAAUACCAAAAUAAAACAAAGGCAUAUUUUAUUA